CUUUACGUGUUUCCUGUAGAUGGGAAUGUGCGUGUAAAUAUCAACUUUAAUUGCAUCAGAAAGAAACUUUAAUUGUAUUUAGUACGUAAUAUAAUUUAUGACCAUUUGAAAAUGCUGCUGUUUUGUCCGACAUGUGGGAAUGUGUUAAUCGUGGAAGAAGGACAGCGAUGCUUUAGAUUCGCGUGUAACACAUGUCCAUAUGUGCACAACAUCACAAGGAAGGUAAACAACAGAAAGUACCCCAAACUGAAGGAGGUUGAUGAUGUUCUUGGAGGAUCUGCUGCUUGGGAAAAUGUGGAUUCCACUGCAGAACCCUGUCCAAAAUGUGAGCAUCCAAGGGCUUAUUUCAUGCAGAUUCAAACCAGAUCUGCUGAUGAACCAAUGACAACUUUCUACAAAUGCUGCAAUAUACAGUGUGGCCAUCGAUGGAGAGACUAAAUCUAGACUUUGUUUGUGGAAUAGCAGAGAAUUGUAUUUAAUUGUUGGAACCUCAUCAUCAUUUGUAUAAAUUAAAACCCUCAGAUGCUCUUUAAACUUUAUUUCCACCAUCUAGAAGCUUUGUAACAUUAGGUUGUGUGCAAUAACCAGAUGAUUUACUUCCCUUUUUUGGUGUGUAUGUGUGAAAGUAAUAAAACAGAUGCUCAUAUUUGA
This is a messenger RNA of Danio aesculapii, 651 nucleotides long. RefSeq names its product polymerase (RNA) III (DNA directed) polypeptide K (gene polr3k). Gene Ontology annotation, molecular function: nucleic acid binding; DNA-directed RNA polymerase activity; zinc ion binding. Gene Ontology annotation, biological process: DNA-templated transcription; termination of RNA polymerase III transcription. The transcript has 3 exons. The record is from RefSeq and is a predicted model, not a curated record. Lineage: Eukaryota; Metazoa; Chordata; Actinopteri; Cypriniformes; Danionidae. Bases 112 to 438 code for a protein of 108 amino acids. Gene Ontology annotation, cellular component: RNA polymerase III complex.